Acanthopagrus latus (yellowfin seabream) is the source of this 2986-nucleotide messenger RNA. RefSeq names its product membrane bound O-acyltransferase domain containing 4 (gene mboat4). The transcript is spliced from 3 exons. Gene Ontology annotation, cellular component: endoplasmic reticulum membrane. NCBI's taxonomy places the organism in Eukaryota, Metazoa, Chordata, Actinopteri, Spariformes, Sparidae. Gene Ontology annotation, biological process: lipid modification; peptidyl-serine octanoylation. Gene Ontology annotation, molecular function: serine O-acyltransferase activity. Bases 590 to 1882 code for a protein of 430 amino acids. The record is from RefSeq and is a predicted model, not a curated record.
AGCCACAGCAACACACUGAUUUUUAAAGGUCACAAGCAAAGAAAGGUUAUCAAGCACUGGUGUAAUUUUUUUAACAAUGUCUUGUAUUUUAUUGGCUUAACUAUGCGUGGCAUUUAAAAUCUUACUCUGAAAAGUGACUAGAGAUUUCAGAUAAAUGUAACUGAAGUAAGAAGGGCAACAUUCCCUGUUGAAAUGUGCUGGCAUAAUAUCAUGAAAUGCUCAUGGCAAAUACAGCCAAGCCUUUAAUACAAAUCAACAUCAAGCUGCUACACGUUUGAUCUGGUGAAAUAAAAAAAGAUGAGCAUGUUUGGUUGGUUUGGUUGCUUCAGUUGCAGAAGUACGAGCUAACAAAAAGCUUUUGUAUCUCGCCCCACUGACAAUGUUAAACAUGGGCUUAACUAUUAUCAGUACUGUGUAAUAAUGGUAAACAGAAGGGAACGGCUUUAAUGCAAGCCACAGUUGGAAUGACAAAGAUAGUCAGUUCAGGUUAAACAAACAUAUUUCGCCCUUUAUUAGGACAAUCUGCACCAAACGACUGCCAUCAGCUGCUUUGUUCUCCCUCGGGGGAGAUUCGCUCUCAGACUCAGUCAUGGGUUUGAUGAACUGGUUGUGGGAGCAUCAUCAGUUUUUGAUGCACCAAUGUUUAUUACUUCCAUACGCACUGUUGUUUUACUCUCUUGCCAAGUGGGGAUACCUGUCCUUGACCUACAGGUACCUGUUUGUUUCUGUGGGAGGAUGUGUCCUGGCGCUUGUCACAAUGGGCACCUACAGCGUGCUCCUGUUCACCUCCACCUUUGUCUUCAUUCUGCUCGUGUGCUCCGUGGAUCCCAGCUGUGUCCACGUCUGGGCGUUUGGUAUCCAGAUGUUGUGGCAAACCUUCUGGCACCUGCUUAUACAGUACAGGGAAUACUACCUGCAUGAGCCGGUCUGCAUCAGGUUGUUUCUGGCGGUGUCCUCUCUGAUGCUGCUCACUCAGAGAAUCACCUCAGUGUCCAUGGAUCUCCAGGAGAAGCAAGUUGUGUUAACAUUUGCGUCCAGGAGGGAGGCUUGUGCGAUGCUUCUCCCUCUCGUUAGCUACACCCUUAAUUUCACCACACUUCUCGGUGGCCCUUUGUGCUCCUAUAGCCGAUUUGUGUCCCUGAUGACAGACAUCAGACCCAGCCCUCCACCUAAUCCUCUUCGGGUGGUCUUCCUAAAGCUGAUGCAAGUGUUACUGCUGGAGUGUUCGAGGUACUUGCUUGUCUAUUUUCUUAAACAUAACAUCUAUGAUCCGUCCAGUUCAUUCAUUCUCUAUGGCACGCUGUGGGUUUGGGGUCUGUCUGUGGCUUUGAGGAUCCAGUAUUACUCUCACUGGAGGAUCAGCGAAUGCCUCAAUAACGCAGCUGGGUUCGGCGUUUGGGAAUACUCACAAGAAGAGUCCCCAGACUGGAGCAGACUAUCUGAUGGAGAUUUCUGGACAAUCGAAGCGUCAAGCCAUAUUGCAGAGUUUGCCCGUCGAUGGAACGCCACAACGGCCUCGUGGCUGCGCAGACUGGUUUACACCAGGUGCAAAUGCUUCCCCUUGUUCAUGACUUUUAGUUUCUCAGUGUGGUGGCAUGGUUUGCAUUUAGGGCACUUUGUGGGGUUUUGGACCUGGGCAGCAACAGUGAAAGCAGAUAAUAAUAUACACAGGCACGUGCGCCCCAAACAUUCCUCAACAUUAGAGAAAAUUUACACUUUUUUCAGCUGGAUAAACACUCAAAUGAUUGUUGCAUGUGUUGUCAUAGCAGUGGAAUUAAGAAAUUUGUCUGCUUUGAGACUUUUGUCUUUAACAUACGUAGGUCUGUUUCCACUAUUUAAUAUAAUUCUCCUCAUCUUACUGAAACUCAAAACAGUUUACUAAUGCGGUCAUGUGAACACACUCCCACACCUAUCCUUUUGUGAUAUAAAGGGUUCAUGGUACAGGGUAAAUGCUAAAUUAGAGUAAGAAGUUAUUUCACUGUCAACAAUAAAUACUACUUUAAAUCAUUUAUCAACCAGUGGUAUUGGUUAAUAAACAUCGGCUGCAACUUUAUAAUGUUUAUAAAUGAUCUGCACUGUAUUUAUUAACCGUUUACAAUGUAUUAUGAACAUCAGUUGCAACUUGACAAUUAACUGGUAGUUUAAUGGUUUGUUAGUAUUUCAUCACUUUUAUUUAACGAUUAACUGAAGUUUAACUAACUAAAGGUUUAACAUUUAUUGAACGUGCAAUAUGUAUGAAUUGGCCACCUGUUAAAUUCAUACACAAAACAAAGGAGCCAUAGCUAAAUGCUGUUAACUGUGGCUCUCAUUGGCCAGUUAGCUCAGUUAGCUGUGGAGCUAGCGGGCCAGGUGGGCAGCUCAGAGUACAGGGGAAGUGUUGGUGUUUACACUGCUAGCACAGUAGCUCUGGACCAAAACAGGCCAGGUUAGCUGGUUAUGAUGUUAACUUCCUCACAUUCUGUUGAUGUUUUCAACUACAAUCUCACAUUUUGCACCUUAGUGAUGGUUAUUGUUAAGUGUCACCAACAGGCUUGUUGUGUCAUUAAAAUAAAUGAAUGGAUUUCACAUUAACAUGUGAAGACUGCUAUAGUCUAACUAUAUUCUAAUUCUGUAUUUCUUUUCUUUUCUGUCAUUGGACUGUUAACAAUAUUGUUUAACAAAAGCUCAGUUGUGUACUGCGAAGCAAUGAUAUGUUCAUUCAAAUAACCCCUUGUCUUGUUGAGUGUUAGAAGAGGAUGUAAACUGGAGACCACUUUUACAAUUUCGCCUUGCCACUGAACUCUUCAGGUCCGUGCAGUCUUUACUCACUUUCAUCACAUAGUUUUGUUUGCGCAACCUGCAUAUUUACUUCAUUAUUUGAAGAUGACUUCUCUCACCAACACUCAAAAAAAUCUUUCCUGCACACAAGAUCAUACACGCUUGAGUAGGAGAUAAUGAUAACAACUGACUCAUUCACAAAGCUGAACUAAACCCUCAGGUAGGUUUC